Molecule: messenger RNA, 4809 nt
Organism: Chelmon rostratus (copperband butterflyfish)
Lineage: Eukaryota; Metazoa; Chordata; Actinopteri; Chaetodontiformes; Chaetodontidae
Product: neprilysin-like
Exons: 23
Coding region: 337-2649 (770 amino acids)
Biological process (GO): amyloid-beta clearance; protein processing
Cellular component (GO): plasma membrane
Molecular function (GO): metalloendopeptidase activity
Source: RefSeq, a predicted model, not a curated record
CUUGACCAAUUGCGCUGCGCAAGAGUCUGAUGGCUCAUUUGAAUCCCGCGAUCCUCUGUGGGUAGAUGUGGUACAGUAUAGUAGGUAGUUGUAGUGAAGGGUCUGUGCGUGAGUGCGUGUCUGUGUGUGUGUGUGUGCGUGUGUAUGUGUGUUUGUGUGAAUGUGCACUCCUAGAAUAGAAAGCCAAAGGAAGAAGAAGAAGAAGGAGAGGAGGAGAGGCGGAUCGGUGUGUGCCUUGUUGAAAUCCAGGGUGAAGCAAACAGAUAGUCUGUAACAGAUCCAUCAGCACUUCGCGCUCCCUUUGUGGAUUUGAUGGAUGUUUGAUCAGUGGAUGUGAUGCCCAUAUAUAUCAUCGACCGAAAAUUUCCCGACACAUCUGGUGAGUUGAUACAGCCGGCAGCUGAAGGAAGAGACCUGAGAAUGACAGAGACUAACCCCCCAAAGUCGGCUAAGAAGCCCCGCUGGACCUCCCUGGAGAUCGGCCUCAUUACGAUUGUCUCCUUGCUCUUCAUCGUCAUCGUUGCCCUCAUCAUCCUCUUUGCCACACAGAAGACCGAUGAAAUCUGCACCACGGCUGACUGCACGCAGUCAGCUUCUCGCCUCAUUGAGAACAUGGACGCUGGCGUGGAUCCUUGUGAGAACUUCUACCAGUACGCCUGUGGAGGCUGGCUGAAGAAGAACAUCAUCCCCGAGACCAGCUCCAGAUACAGCACCUUUGACAUCUUACGAGACGAGCUGGAGGUCAUUCUCAAAGGUGUCCUUGAAAAAACAGUGGAGGGGGAAGCUGCUGCUCUCACCAAGGCUAAGACCCUCUACAAGUCGUGCACCAAUGAGAGUCUAAUUGAGCUCAGAGGAGGAGAUCCUCUGCUCAACAUGCUGCCUGAUGUGUUUGAGUGGCCCAUAGCUGUGGACAACUGGGAGGCCAAUUAUGGCAAAAAGUGGAUGCUGGAGGACGUCAUCGCCAAGCUGAAUGAGAAAUACGGCACUCAGCUCUUGGUCAACUUUUUUGUCGGCACUGAUGACAGGGACUCCAAUUCGCACAUCAUUCAUUUUGACCAGCAGACAAGCCUCGGCCUCCUGUCCAGAGAUUACUAUGCUUGCAAGGGACCCUACACAGAGGCAUGUCAGGCCUACGAGCAGUUCAUGGUUGACCUGGCUAAGCUGAUCCGUACUGACCGGAGACUGGCCAUCAAUGAAACCCGCAUCAAAGAGGAGGUGGCCCGAGUUAUGGACCUGGAGAGGGACAUCGCCAACGCUACUGAUACUCCAGAGGACCGUAACAACCCAGUGUUGCUUUACAACAAGAUGGAACUUGGUGAUCUGAACGCCAACUUCACCCUUGAGGUUGAAUCGCAGGUAUUUAACUGGACUUACUUCACCACCAAGAUAAUGAAUACAGUCAACAUCAGCGUUCCUGACACAGAGAAGGUCAUUAACUACUCCCCCAACUAUUACAGAAGACUCAACCUCAUCUUGGCCAGAUACAGCAAGAGGGACCUGCAGAACUACAUGGUGUGGCGUUUCGCCAUGAACAUGGUGGUGGGCCUGAGCAGAGCUUACAGGGACACCAGGAAAGCCUUCCGCAAGGCUCUUUCUGGUACAACAUCAGAGGCGGCUGUGUGGCGACAGUGUGCACUUUAUGUCAACAACAACAUGGACAAUGCUGUAGGACGACUGUACGUGCAGGAGGCCUUCUCUGAAAAGAGCAAAGAACUGAUGGAGGAGAUGAUUAAAGACAUUCGGGAAGUGUUCAUCAGCAACCUUGAUGACCUGACCUGGAUGGAUGCAGAGACCAAGAAAGCAGCUGAGGAGAAGGCCCGAGCUAUUCGAGAAAGGAUCGGAUAUUCUGACAACAUAAUGGACGAUGAAUACCUUAACAAUGAAUACAAAGAUCUGGGCUACAGUGCAGAGGAGUACUUUGAAAACAUCUUACAGAACCUGGAGUAUGUGCAGAAGAAACGCCUGCGGAAACUCAGAGUCAAAGUCAACAAAGAGGAGUGGGUAACUGGAGCUGCUGUUGUCAACGCCUUCUACUCAUCCAGCAAAAACCAAAUAGUGUUCCCCGCAGGUAUCCUCCAGCCACCUUUCUUCAGCAAGGGCCAGACUAAAUCUCUCAACUACGGUGGCAUCGGCAUGGUAAUCGGUCACGAGAUCACACAUGGCUUUGAUGACAAUGGACGUAACUAUGAUAAAGAUGGUGACCUGAAGGACUGGUGGACGCCAGACUCCACUCAGAGGUUCCUGGAUCUGUCAAAGUGCAUCGUCAAUCAGUAUGGCAACUUCUCCUGGGACCUGGCCAAUGGACUUCAUUUAAAUGGUAACAACACCCUCGGGGAGAACAUUGCUGACAAUGGAGGGAUACGGCAGGCAUAUCAGGCCUAUAAGAACUAUGUGAAGGAGCAUGGAGAGGAGCCACCACUGCCCGGCAUUGACCUUUCCCACGAUCAACUCUUCUUCCUUAACUUUGCUCAGGUGUGGUGUGGAACACACCGACCAGAGCAAGCUGUUAAUUCCAUCAAAGUAGAUGUGCACAGUCCAGGGAAAUUCAGGGUGCUGGGCUCCCUUCAAAAUUUCCCUGAAUUUGCCAAAGCAUUCAACUGCAACAAGAGCAGCUACAUGGUCCCUGAAAACACCUGCCGUGUGUGGUGACCUACAGACUUCUGGGAUGGGGGACAGUUCUGAUGUAGGUCCCCCUACAGUACCUCUCCCCUGUUGGAGCACUCGUGGGGGGCUACAGGGAAGUGGAAGCUCCCCUUAGCUCUCUGCUGGACGGACCAGGGCUGGUGGACUGACAUUGCAGUAUGCACUUCCUCCGAGGAAAGCAGCAGACUGUGCCCUCACGGACAGACGGGGCGCUGUCUCUCCGACUCUGAUACUGUAGUUCAUUCAGUCAGCUUGAUUAUUCUGCUACUCACUGGAUACAAUCACUCCUUACCUUUUUAUUUUCCUUCUCUCCAUUUUCACCUUGUUUUAUUCCUCACGUGUGAGUCCACCGAUGUGUGUUUGAGUGUCAAAAUACUGUAGAAGUAGUUGGCAAGAGAGGGCAGACAGACAAAUGUGCUCAAACCCACUGGCAUAUGAAUACACCACACACCCACUCAUGCUUAUAUACAUGUAACAGGGCUGAACCACUGUACUGUAUGUGGGAUUGAGCUGUACGCCUCACAUAAAACCUCAGCUGGUUUCAGCCUUCAUCUACAUGCUGAUACACGCUACAAUGUAUUCGUAAUGUAAUCUUUGUUAAUACGUAGGGUUAGAUUAGGUAAAUUAUUACAGAAAAUAUGAAUUUAUUUUGUUGAAUAGACCAGUAAAUAUUUAACCGUAAUCAGAUAUUACACAAUAAUGUUCUAUACUUCAUGUUUAUGAAUUAGCUGCAGUUGACAGGCGGCUGCUGCUCAUUAGCAGUAUGUCAAAUAAACCAAAAUGAAGUUGUCGCCUUUAAGAUGACAGUGGGUCACGAAUCAUUGAGCUGACAAUCGACAGACACCAGACCCUUUUAGUGUUCACUGAGCCUCCUGUGUGUUUCUGUACGCAUCCAUGUCUCUGUGCGUUUUCCAGUCUUUGUAAGUCAUUGUUAUCGCUGCGAGCAAACUGGUAUGCCUUACAUGAUCUGUUGUGCUACUGUGUGUGAGAGCGUGUGUGUGUGAAUUCACAGGAGAACAAAAGGAUAAGAAAUUGUGACAUUAAAGGAAUAGUUUGACUUUUUCGCAGACAUGCUUAUGUUCUUUCUUUCCGAGAUUCGGAUCAGAAGAUCAAUACCGCCCUCAUGUCAGUGCGCUAUAGCCAGCGGUCGGCUAGCUUAUCUUAGCGUAAGGACUGGAAAGACCUAGCACCUUUAAAGCUGACUAAUUUCCACAUUGCUUCUUGUUAAUUUUAAAAUGAGUCUAGUCUCUGCCAGCCGCCUGCAAACCUAUUUGUGAUAACAAAAACUCAGAACUUGGAGCUUUUGCUCUUCCAUUUUUCUAUGGAUCAAGCGAACAAAAUGUAUAUGAUGAUUGGCGUGCUUUAAAUUUGCUGUUUCCAGUCUUAAUGCUAAACUAAGAUAACCAUCUCCAGGCUGUAGCUUCAUAUUGAACAGACCGAUAUGAAGGUGGUAUUAAUAUUCUUAACUUGAGAGGGAAUAAGUGAAAAUGUUGGAACUAUUCCUUUAAGAAGUGAUUUCUAAGUUUGAUAUUGAUUUAUUCUAGCAAAGUGUGUCAUAUUACCCAUUUUUUAUGAUUCUUUUACUCAUUGAAGCAAAUGAAAUUGACAAAUGUUAUAAUUAAGCUUUUGCAAAGGAAUGUGUAUCUUAUCUAUUUUAAGCUGCGGGGUGAGUCCUUGCUGGAGUCUAAUGAACUUUUUAAAAGUGCAUGCAUUUUUAUGAAUGCGGAUGGUUUAAUGAAGUCAGUGGUCAGUUCAGGAUUCAUCGUUUUGUAUUGCUUUGUUUUCUACGUUAAAAUGUAAUUGAGGCUGUGAUGCUGGAUUGUUAAUUGUGGAAAUUUUUGCCUUUGCUUUUUAUAUAGAAAUUAGUGCAAUGAAUGACUAUGAUCAUGUGGACGCCUUCUUCAGACUGUAUACAACACCCCCCAUGUCCAGCUUUUAUACAUUGUUGUUUCCACGUGGUUUGUUCCUACCAUUGUUUGUGCAAGCUUUCUGUCUCUCUGUCUCUGUCGCUCACUCCCUCAGGCUGCCUCUCUCUCUCUCUCUCUCACUUCACCCAUAGAAAGACAGAUAUACCUCAGUUGCCUGUAUUUAGAUACUUUAUAAUAAUGACUGAUAAUCAUCUUGAGGAGCAUUUUUUUUUCUUUUCAAAUAAAUCUUUAAAUAACA